GAUCUGCUGUCGCAGCCCUGUCGCGCCGUUUAUAUCUUCGCCAAGAAGAACAAUAUCCCGUUCCAGAUGCAUACGGUGGAGCUGCGCAAGGGUGGGCAGGGCCACGGCUUUGGGAAUCUGAGAAACAGGGGGAGGCAAGGCGAACUUAGGGAAUCUCUCCCUGUACUCUCCCCUUCCCAGGCCUUUUCUGGUUUAGAGACCACAAUAGAAAGAUUCCAGAGAGAACCAGGGUUCAGGACUCCCGCCAACUCUGCUGUCCCGUGGAAUAGACUCCGGCCAGAACCUGCUGAAACCGAAUAGCGUGCAGACCUAGCAACAGAAACCCGCACGCAGUUUGGGCCUAACUACAGGGACCUCCAGAAGAGUAGUGGGUGUGGGGCAUAGCUAGGAGAACAAAUGUGGAGAUCUGGGCAGUCACUCCUCGGAUCGUUUCCCCCAGUGCUGAGAUGGGCAGUGCUACACAGAGCCAUCCCUGCAAGUACCUUGCCUUUGCAACAGGUUCCUCUCCGCCAUCCUGGUCUGUUGGAAUUCCUUUUUGUCGUUCCUUUUCUUGACUUUCUGUUUUCCCUUUCUUCGGUGCUCCCUGCCUCCCUUUGUGCUGCGGAGAGAAGCUGCUGCGUGGGGGGUAUGCCAGGAACCUGGAGCCUCCUCCCUGCUGGCCUCUGAGGGCUCCCUGCGCUCUGGCAAUACAGGCUUGUAGCAAAAUGAAAGCGUUGCAUAAUGGGCUGUGGCUAUCUCCAUACUGUCUCACUGCUUGCCGGGCUCUGAAACCUCACGUAUUUCUUCACGGUCACCUCUAGGUGAACACCUUAGCGAUGCGUUUGCCCGGGUGAACCCCAUGAAGAGGGUGCCAGCCAUGACGGAUGGGGGCUUCACCUUGUGUGAGAGUGUGGCGAUCCUGCUCUACCUGGCACAUAAGUAUAAGGUUGCUGACCACUGGUACCCCCAAGAUCUGCAAGCCCGUGCUCGUGUGGACGAGUACCUGGCAUGGCAGCAUACGGGCCUUCGGAGAAGCUGCCUCAGGGCCCUGUGGCAUAAGGUGAUGUUCCCUGUUUUCCUUGGUGAACAAAUACCUCCUGAGAUGCUGGCAGCCACGUUGGCAGAACUGGAUGUUAACCUACAGGUGCUUGAAGACAAGUUCCUUCAGGACAAAGACUUCCUUGUUGGGCCCCACAUCUCCCUGGCCGACUUGGUGGCCAUCACAGAGCUGAUGCAUCCUGUAGGUGGUGGCUGCCCUGUCUUUGAAGGGCAUCCCAGGCUGGCUGCAUGGUACCAGCGAGUGGAGGCAGCUGUGGGGAAGGACCUCUUCCGGGAAGCCCAUGAAGUCAUUCUGAAGGUGAAGGACUGUCCCCCUGCUGACCUCAUCAUAAAGCAGAAGCUGAAGCCCAGAGUGCUGGCCAUGAUCCAGUGACGUCACACACUUCAUCCCUGCACCAGCUGUGGCAAUUUCCAACUCGCUUACACUACACUGGUGAUGUACCCCACCCAUCACACCACGAUGGCUCUCAGACUCAGCUCCAUCUUCACCCCUUUUCCGUGAUAGCCACACAUGACCUCAACAAGAAUCACUACUUUCCCCUUGAGUCUGGGUAAUAAACCGUGGCUUGAUUUGGGCUUUAA
Molecule: messenger RNA, 1620 nt
Organism: Mus pahari (shrew mouse)
Lineage: Eukaryota; Metazoa; Chordata; Mammalia; Rodentia; Muridae
Product: glutathione S-transferase theta-1
Exons: 5
Coding region: 839-1411 (190 amino acids)
Biological process (GO): glutathione metabolic process
Cellular component (GO): cytoplasm
Molecular function (GO): glutathione transferase activity
Source: RefSeq, a predicted model, not a curated record